Molecule: messenger RNA, 895 nt
Organism: Centrocercus urophasianus (Greater sage-grouse)
Lineage: Eukaryota; Metazoa; Chordata; Aves; Galliformes; Phasianidae
Gene: DLX2
Product: distal-less homeobox 2
Exons: 3
Coding region: 1-759 (252 amino acids)
Biological process (GO): embryo development; negative regulation of transcription by RNA polymerase II; cell differentiation
Molecular function (GO): DNA-binding transcription factor activity, RNA polymerase II-specific; RNA polymerase II cis-regulatory region sequence-specific DNA binding
Source: RefSeq, a predicted model, not a curated record
AUGACCGGCGUCCUGCCGAGCCCGGCGCCGGACAUGCACGCCAGCCAGCUCUCGGCCGGCGGCUAUCAGCAGCACGGCCUGCACAAGCCGCAGGAGUCCCCCACGCUGCCCGUCUCCACCGCCACCGACAGCAGCUACUACGCCAACCGGCAGCCCUACGGCCAGCCGGUGCCCUGCCCCUACGCGCCCGGCGCCGCCCCCUUCCCCGCCAAGCCGGGCUACGACCCGGGCUACGCGGCCGCCUACGGCUCCUACGGGCCCUACGGCGCCGGGGCCUCGCCGGCCGCCAACGACUCCGAGAAGGAGGAGUGCGAGCCUGAGGUGCGAAUCGUCAACGGGAAGCCCAAGAAGGUCCGCAAGCCGCGCACCAUCUACUCCAGCUUCCAGCUAGCGGCCCUGCAGCGCCGCUUCCAGAAGACACAGUACCUGGCGCUGCCCGAGCGCGCCGAGCUGGCCGCCUCCCUCGGCCUCACUCAGACCCAGGUGAAGAUCUGGUUCCAGAACCGCCGCUCCAAGUUCAAGAAGAUGUGGAAGAGCGGCGAGCUGCCCGCCGAGCCGUCCCCGCGCCGCAGCGCCUCGCCGCCGCCCCCUGCCUCGCCGCCCGCGUGGGACUUCGCCCCGCACCCGCGUGCGGGGAGUGGCUCCCCCGGCCCUGCCGCGGCCUUCCUCGGCAGCUACGCGUGGUACCCGCCCGGCCCCGCGCCGUCCGCCGCCUCCCUCCCUCAGCACCACGGCGGAAGCGGCGGCGGCGUCUUCUAGGGACCGCGGGUCAUUUCCCUUUUUAUUUUUUUAAAGUCGAUAGGUGCCUUUGUGGAAGACCUCAUUCUGAUGUUGGGGACUGAACAAAAAAAAAUAAACAAACAAACAAAUAAAAAUAAAACGAUUAAAAGAAAAA